Molecule: messenger RNA, 1941 nt
Organism: Cynara cardunculus var. scolymus (artichoke)
Lineage: Eukaryota; Viridiplantae; Streptophyta; Magnoliopsida; Asterales; Asteraceae
Product: kinetochore protein NDC80 homolog
Exons: 6
Coding region: 32-1792 (586 amino acids)
Biological process (GO): attachment of mitotic spindle microtubules to kinetochore
Cellular component (GO): Ndc80 complex
Source: RefSeq, a predicted model, not a curated record
UGAAGGCGGGAAAAAUCCCAUUUUGACGAUUAUGAGAGGCCCCACCGGACGCCGCCCUCCGACGGAGCGCUUUGUCCCCGACCACCGCUUCACCACUCCAACACCUGUAGAUCCAUGGCAGUUCAACGGGGGCGGUGGGGGAGGAAACCGCCGAGAUUCGGACGCUAGUUUCUGCAGUAGCCGUCCCUCUUCUUCCUUCUCUGCUGGCGCCAAUAACCACCGUUCGGCCACCGCCGUCUCAAUUACCGACCGAUCCUACCAAAGCCACGCUGUUUCUACCAUCAACUCCUACCUCUCCGCAUGUUCCUUCCCGAUCUCUUUCAAACUUAAACCUCUUCCGUCUAACAAAGACAUCACCGAAACCCUAAAAUUCGUUCUCACGCGCCUUGAAUAUCCGCCUAGUAAUAAGUUCGAAGACGAUUUGUUCAUAGUUCUGAAAUACUCGAAUUGCCCGAUCAAGAUGAACAAGUCAGCCUUGAAAGCGCCUGGAACACCUCACUCAUUUCCUAGUGUUUUAGCCGUGCUUCAUUGGCUUGUACAGAUUGCAAUGUAUAACGAACACCUUGUAAAUUCCACUCAAUCACAGUCGAUUUCUGGAGAUAGUAUGUUCUCUUAUACCCUGAAUACCUACCUGCAUUACAUAAGGGGAGAUGAUGAUGCAGUGGAAAGGGAAGAUGACAAUUUCAUGGAGAAGUUACAACAGGAAAAAAGUUCCAUGGAGGAGAAUGUAAAGGUCAAAUCAGAAAUUGCUAAGGAUUUGGAGGCAAAACUGGAGGCUAUGAAGUCUGGGCCAUCGCCGAGGGAAGCAAAGGAGGAGGAAAAGACUAUGUUAGAAAAGGAUAUCAAGAAGUUCAAUGAAUUGAUUGAGCAGUUGCGUGCACAUGAGGUGAAUGUGGAGAAGCUAAUAGAAGAAAAAGAGAAGGAAUUGGGGAUAAAAAUUGAGGAGAAGAAUAGGAUCUGUCAGGAGAAUGAGGAAUUAAAGAAGAAAGUGGAGGAGCAGGCUAUCAAUAUGAGGGAUGCAGAUCGGAUGAAGAGGGAGUUACAAUCGGUGGAGAGAGAUAUAGGAGAGGCUGAGAUUGCGAGGAACAAAUGGGAGGAGAAGUGUUGGGAUCUUAAUGCUCUCAUCGGGACAAAGUUUAAGGAGCUGGAGGCACUUCAGAUUGAAUGCAACCAGGCUCUCCGGAGGUUGAAACUAGGAAAUGAUUUUCAGUAUGAGUUGAAUGCCAAAGGUUCAACACCUGCUGAGGUGCUUGGCAUGGAUUAUAAAUCAACACUGAAGCCUGCACUCAGUUCCUCCAGUGAUGAAGUAAAGAGAACUUCAAUGGAAAAUCUGGAAAGUUUGAUAUCUCUUCAGCAACUAUCCCAUGACAUUACUGCAAAGAUUGAUGCAAAAAGAAAUCGUAUUGCUGUACUUCAAUCACGGAUUGAUGAAAUGGAAAGUCACUUAAGCGUGAUAAAGAAUGAAACACAAGAUUACACGUCCAGGUGCGCCAUGGAGGCUAGGCAGUUGGUUCAGAACUUCGAAGCCGAGUCUCAUAAUAUGGAUGUUGUUGAAAAAGAAGCUCUUGAACUUGUUGAGAACUCGAAAGCAAGGCUGCAGGAGACAAAGAAGAGAAGCGAAGAAGAGGUGGAGAUGUGCGGUGUGGAGCUGUUGGCACUGAUAGAUUCAGUGUCAAAGUACAAAGAGCUGAUUCGUAUCAAAAUAUCCGAGAUGAAAAGAGAGGUGUCGGAAACUGCUGGUGCAAUUGCACAAAUUCACAAGGCAUCCAUAACUUCGAAUCUGAAAACUUGAUCGAUCAUUUGUAGGUAGUGAUGUCAACGGUUUGAACAUUUAACAAGUUGUUGGAGCUCGAACUUAGUAAUUCUUGAUCACUUAGUUAUUUUCAAACAUGAAUAUCAUGUAAUGAACUACACAAUAAUCCAACUCCUAACCGUUGGUGG